Etheostoma cragini (Arkansas darter) is the source of this 1656-nucleotide messenger RNA. RefSeq names its product NOTCH regulated ankyrin repeat protein a (gene nrarpa). NCBI's taxonomy places the organism in Eukaryota, Metazoa, Chordata, Actinopteri, Perciformes, Percidae. The record is from RefSeq and is a predicted model, not a curated record. Gene Ontology annotation, molecular function: phosphatase regulator activity; enzyme inhibitor activity; protein binding. Gene Ontology annotation, cellular component: cytoplasm. The coding region runs from base 963 to 1301 and encodes 112 amino acids. The transcript is spliced from 2 exons.
UUUGUUUCGAGUUCCUGUUGAUGGUAAUCCAGUGGAUGAUCCUUUACAACGUGGCCGCUUUCUCAGCAGUUUACAGCUCUGGCAGUACCAUGCCCCUGGCUUUCAGUCCGCUUCCUGGGGUCGGCUACAGGAGAUCGGAUAUAGAGCUCACCAUAAAAUUGCUGUGGACGGCUUAUUUAAUAUUUCUGUUUGGCUCCCUCCUGCAGAGACCACGCCCCCUCCCUGCAGAUUCACAGGCCCCCCCUGAUCCCUCCCCCUCACCGACCCGGCAGCCUAUAACCUACCCGGGUUUCCGCCCAUUCCUCCACAGUUGAUUCUUUAGGAUGGUUUUGUCAUGCAAAUAAAGGACGCGUAAAAUAUUCCCCCAGAGCGCUGCGCAGGGCAGAGACUCGCGCGGAGGACACAGACCGGGCCACACGGUGGAUUUGUUUCGUUUUCGUCGCUACGGACCCGUCCAUCUGUCACAGACGCCCUGGCAAGGAGCAGCGACAUAUAGCCGGGACGUGUAGCCAGGAAUCAGGUCGGACCGUUCAAGGAAACCCUGCGGAGGCUGCCCUGUGGAGAUAGUCGUCAUUCUUCCAAUUUCCCCAAGUGAAGUCGGAGCUGUCUCUUCUCCAUCCCCUGCUAUAGGCUACCUGCUGCUACAAAGGGGAAUACGUCUAGAGACCCCUGGAUCGCUUGAGAGUACCCUUUUAUAUUUUAGGGAUUUUAGGAUCUCUCAAAUAUUAACAUUUUUUUGCACACCAAGUGUGUUAUUUCCUCUUUUGUCCUUUUUGGGAUAUAUACAUUGAUCUUUUUUUUCUGUUUUAGUACUUUAAUGUGCCUUAACAACUGGUUAUAAUCCAGUGUAAGUGUGGCAUUGUCACCAGACCAGAGACGCUCAACAGGGAGAAGACGAUUAUUAUCAGCUUCAGAGCCCAGGCAGGAUUACUGGUCCCCCCACCCUCCAGCGAGCUGCAACCAUGAGCCAGGCGGAUGUGUCGACUUGCUCCGCGCCACAGAGAGUUUUCCAGGAGGCGGUGAAGAAGGGCAACACCAAGGAGCUGCACUCUUUGCUGCAGAACAUGACAAACUGCGAGUUCAACGUCAACUCCUUUGGGCCGGAAGGACAGACGGCCCUCCACCAGUCUGUCAUUGACGGCAACCUGGAGCUGGUAAAACUGCUGGUGAAGUUUGGUGCAGAUAUCCGGCUGGCCAACAGGGAAGGGUGGAGCGCUUUACACAUCGCCGCCUUCGGGGGCCACCAAGACAUUGUGCUAUACCUCAUCACCAAGGCCAAGUACUCCUCUGGCGCCCGGUGAUCUGUCUCUGCUGUCAGGUAAAAUAAGAAAAUAAAAAAAUAACAACAGGUGGAAAAUCAAACUCCAAUACACGGAAAAGUCAGGCUCUUGUAAAAAGCAAAAAAAAAAAAAAAACUGCCAUUAUCUACAUAGUUGUGCCAAAUUAAAACAAGGAAAUAAAACUAGACCUGCACAAUACUCUUCCCUCAUUGUAAACCAAACGGGGCCCUCUCUGCACUCCUGAGCGACGCACCGCAUGGUUCACACACAGCGCUUCAACACGAAUCUUUAACAAAAGAAACGCCAUUUCGGUGAGUUUGUUGGUACUAAAGCUUUCCUCUUGAAUGUGUAUCGUCCACUAUAAAAAAAAAAAAAA